AUGUUUCCCUAUUCAAAACUACCGAAUGAGCUAAAGAAUUUGAGCUUGAAAUCAACGAAAAUCGACGAUUUGUCUCAAUUAUUGCGAGCGAAUAAGAAGUUGAGAUUGGAUUUGCUCAAAAAUGGACCUUUCCCACCAAAGAAAAUCAAUUUCCUAGAGGUUCAAUUGCCAAUUUAUCGAAAGAAAAUCAGUUCCGAGAGUCCAUACGAAUGCGUUUUUGCUAUUUGUUUCAAAGGAAUUGCUCCAAGUUUUCAUAUUUCGGAUAGUGAGGUGGAAAUUGUUGAGGAGAAAAGAUCGAAAUUCUGUUUACCCGGGAAAUCAUUUUGGAUGCUAUUGAGAAAAAUCACGAGUAUCAAAGUAUUGCUUAUCGGUUGCUCUCCACAUUUCGGACAUGGCAAUCUAGCGGAAAGGGAAUUCGAGAUUUUGCUGGAUAAACUUUAUUUUCUGCCGAAUCUUCAUCAUGUGAAUGAACUAGAAUUGUCAAGUAAUUCCAUUGAAUUCCUCGAGAUUUGCUUUACUCGUUUACCCAUCAAAGAUUUCAAUCGAUUAAAGCUGAAAAUCGAUUGGGAAGGGAAAGCGACAAAGGAAGUGAAACAAUUUUUGCAACAAUUCCCAAAAAGGCCAAAUCUUGAUCGUUGUUCGCAUUUUGUUUGGGCGGGGAGUCAAAUUCCAUGGAAACAAAUCUCUCCAUUACAAAAUAUUCUUCUCUACGAGAUUCAGCAAGUUUUAUGGAAUAAAUUCGUCGGAGCUUUGUAUAAAUUUUUCAGUGAAACAAGACUAAAAGUCAGGCAAGAUAUUGUGUUCUUGAUUCAGGCUAAAUAUUUUACAAAUGAAACAGUAGAAGAACUGUUUGAAGAGUUCAUUGGAGAGGUUUUUGAUGGAAUAGCCGGCAUUGAGGAUUUAGAGAAAGCUGAAGAAAUGAACCUUUUCUUAAAAUCGUUGUCAAAUUUAGGGAACUCGCUGGAGACGUUGAAUUUCAGGGAACAGCCGUUAGAUGUUGGGAUUGUUGAUGCUAGACGAAAGAGUUACUUUUUCCGAAAACAAUGCACCGAUCAAGUGGUGGCAUUGGGAUGUGCGACACUAUUCCAAAUUGAGAAAGAUCAAGUUGAAAAGAAAGAUCCCCAAUUUUCCUAUCAAAUUUUCGUGAAAUACUUUAAUCAGCGUCAACGCAAGAAAUCCAUUUCAAUAACUGAAGCUCAGCAGGCACCAAGUAAACGGAAAGUGUCACAUAUGAUGAUUAUGAAAAGGAAAAUCACAACUGGAUAUGAUAUAAGGAAAGCAUCGCAACUCUUUGAGGCAAUCAUUCAAGAAAAUAUGCAA
Messenger RNA from Mesorhabditis belari, 1320 nucleotides. The record is from the annotation of a GenBank genome assembly. Lineage: Eukaryota; Metazoa; Nematoda; Chromadorea; Rhabditida; Rhabditidae.